GGCAAAAUGCACCACUUCUGUUGAGCAACACCAAUCUAAAAUUAAGAUCUGCGACAGGUUGAGCACAAUUCAAAUAAUAAAUAAUAAUUUUACAACCGCGAAGCCCAAAAUAAAAUUCCGAUCGAAUUGAAGCUGGCCUGCUCAAAACUGCUUUUCAGUUUUAAAACAGUCGUUACAGAGACCAGUUGUGCCAGUUAGUGAUUUUUCAGCUAAAAACACAAAAUGAGUUCCGCUGGUUCAGACCCCAAAACAUGCGCUGCCUGCAAGGAGACCAUCACCGCUGGUAUUCUAACAGCUCUCGGCAAGUCUUGGCACCCCGAGCACUUUUGCUGCAAGGAUUGCAAAAACCAAAUAACCGAAGCUAAGUUCCACACGCACGAAGACAAACCUGUUUGCGACAAGUGCUUCGCCGAAAAGCAUUGCGAGAAGUGCAAUGAUUGUGGCGAACCCAUCACCGAUAAAGUUCUGCAAGCCAUGGGAGCCCACUGGCACGAGGACCACUUCGUCUGCGGUGACUGCAAGACCAAGUUGAUCGGCACCAAGUUCAUGGAGGUGGAAGGCAAACCCUUCUGCACCAAGUGCUACACCGAGAAACACGCCUCCCGCUGCAAGGGGUGUAGCAAACCGAUCGCUGACAAGGCCAUCGUGGCUUUGGACGCCAAGUGGCAUCAAAUGUGCUUCAGAUGCGCAAAAUGCGAGAAACCCAUAAUGAAGGACCAGUCUUACAAAAUGGUUGGAGAAAAACCACAGUGCGUCAAAUGUUAAGCUUUUUUUAAUUUAAAAAAAUUUCGCAUUUAUUCAUUUUUCAGCUUUAUUAGUGUAUAUUUUAUCUAUGUUGUUGUACCUGCUAAAUUUUCAAUAAAUUAUUUAUUAACAAAA
Molecule: messenger RNA, 879 nt
Organism: Brassicogethes aeneus
Lineage: Eukaryota; Metazoa; Arthropoda; Insecta; Coleoptera; Nitidulidae
Source: the annotation of a GenBank genome assembly